Liolophura sinensis is the source of this 2278-nucleotide messenger RNA. RefSeq names its product SERPINE1 mRNA-binding protein 1-like. The record is from RefSeq and is a predicted model, not a curated record. Gene Ontology annotation, cellular component: cytoplasm; nucleus. Gene Ontology annotation, molecular function: RNA binding. Bases 91 to 1371 code for a protein of 426 amino acids. The transcript has 7 exons. NCBI's taxonomy places the organism in Eukaryota, Metazoa, Mollusca, Polyplacophora, Chitonida, Chitonidae.
CAAGGAGCACGCCAUAUUGGAGAAAGUUCAUGGGAUUCUAAAGCCGUGUGGUGAAAAAUCCAUUGCCAUCCUCCGACAAGAGAGGACAUAAUGGAGACCACAUACGGCGUAGCAGUUGCCAACAAAUAUUCACUUUUUACAGACGAGGAUGCUGAUCCUUUAGAAAUAUUAAGGCAGCAGGAGGAGCAGCUAAAGAAAAAGAAGGACGAGGUAAAACCGAAGUCCGACAAAUCUGCAAAAACUGCGAAAAACAAGCAGGUGAAAAAAGCUGUUGCUCCUCCUGAACCAGAGCAGAAAGUGAAGCAACAGGACCAAAAUACGAAUAGGAGAGAAGAUAACCGCUCAAAAGGCUCGGGUCAGGGGCGGUCAGAGCGUGGAGGCCGUCCCUUCAGGGAACCACGGGAACAUCGGGACAACGAUGGUGACAGACGUCCAGAUCGCAGGAGAAGGGAAGACAACUCAACAGGGGAAUUCAGAGAAAGUGGUGGAUUUGGGAACCGAUCAGAAGGCAGCAGUGGUGGAGGAUUUGGAAGUCGCCAAGAAGGCGGAUUUGGAAAUCGACAGGAAGGAGGAUUUGGAAAUAGACAGGAAGGCGGAUUUGGAAACCGACAGGAAAGUGGAUUUGGUAACAGAAUGGACAGUUCCAGAGGUGGACGUGGGGGAUUUGGUCGUCGUGGCCGUGGUGGAAGAGGUGGACGGGGCGGUGGACCAGGUGGAAAUGACAGACAAGGCAGGCGGGAGUACGAGAGACACAGUGGCAGUGAUAAGACAGGGAUAAAGUCUGUUGAGAAGCGGGAUGGUGGUGGUGCCCACAACUGGGGGUCCGUCAAGGAUGAGCUAGAUGAACAGUUGAAGGAUGCUAAUGACAGCCAGGAGAUCCACCCCCCAACUGAGGACACGGAAAAUCAGGAUCCCAAUGAGAGUGGGGAGUUGUCUGAGCCAGCCCACGAUGCGGAGCCUCAAGAAGAGGAGAAACAAAUGACGCUGGACGAAUGGAGAGCUCUCCAGUCCCGGAACAGAGUCAAGACUGAGUUCAACAUCCGCAAACCCAAUGAAGGCGUGGAUGACAGUCAGUGGCGCAAGAUGACCAAACUGGCCAAAAAACCCAAGGAGGAAGAGAGCGAGGAAGAAAGUGAGGAGGAAGAAGAGGAAGACGAGAGAGCACGUCAGAAGGCCCUGUUGAACAUUAAAAUCACAUUCAACGACUCUCCUCGCCGUGGGCGUGGAGGCAGGCGGCCGCGUGCCAGUCGUGGCGGGCGAAUGCCCAGUGGUGGUGGUCGUGGUGAGAGGCGUGGUCCGCGCGAAGCUGCGCCGAGGUUUGACGAUGAGAAUGACUUCCCGAGUCUGGGGGUCAUCAAGACGGUGGCGUGAAGGCCCCCCCCCCCACCCAGUCCUGUCUCCUCAGCAGAUGGUGGACUUGUUCAGUUUUCACCCAGACCUUAACAGAAAUGGGGUCAUAGGUUUCAAACCAUUGUGGAUUUUUGCAUUUACAUCACCAUAGAUUCUUGUGUACUCUUUGACUACCUGGUCUACAAUGGAAUGUAGACGGGCUGGCAUGCUGCACGGAUCAUGGGGCACAGCCUCAGGUGCUGCUGCUGCUGCCCAAAGGACUUCGAUUUAUUGUGCUUAAUGGGAGAUUAAAUUAAUGGAGUGCCAACAAAAGACCAGAGCUCCAGAUUCAAGAUGCGGAUUUCCUGGCUCUUCCCCAGUUUGGUUAGGUCUUGUUUACACAAAUCGUUUUGGUUCUCACAUGGCAAGGACAGAGCUGAUGUAUACUUUAGCGUCCAGUUUGGUUACCAGAACUCUUAACCAGUUGUACAGACCUGGUUGUUUUAUGUACAAACUGUACGAACUAAAACUCAUGUUGAUUUCAGAAUGAUAUUGUGGAGCGUGACGUAACUAAGUCAUGACAUAGCCAGAAAGUGCUGAUUUUGUUUUGUUUUCUUUUUUUUUUUACUUACUACCAAAGCCUGGAUCAUUUAAAGGGCUUUAGACUGUUAUGUUCUAUUUUCUCAAAAAGUGAAGAAAACAAAAACAAAAGUUAUUGCUGAGGAAGACCUUAUUCAGAUUGUUAUUAUGGAUUUUUUGAUACCCUUGCAAGGGUAGACAUUACCAUCUGAUAUACCAGACGGUCAAUGACGAAGCUAAGUAAUAGCUACUUUUUCAUUAUGCUAAAUUAAGAUUGUCCAUUUCCAUGUCUGGUGUGAGAAUUUCUGUACCACUAUUUGUUUAUAGUAAAAUGGAAUAAUAAAGCCAUCUGUAACUAGGUAACAUCACA